AUGGAGAACUACCAGAAGUUGGAGAAGGUCGGAGAGGGAACUUACGGAGUCGUCUACAAGGCGCGCGAUCUCACCACCAAAGACCAACGUAUCGUCGCCCUCAAGAAGAUCCGCCUCGAAGCGGAAGAUGAAGGUGUCCCUUCAACCGCCAUCCGCGAAAUCUCGCUCCUCAAGGAGAUGAACGACCCCAACAUUGUCCGCCUCCUCAACAUCGUCCACGCCGACGGUCACAAGCUAUACCUCGUUUUCGAAUUUCUGGAUCUGGACUUGAAGAAGUACAUGGAGGCGCUACCGGUUAGCCAGGGUGGACGCGGCAAAGCACUGCCAGAGGGUUCUGGUCUAGCGGGUCAGAGUCUGAGCAUGGACGACAAGAUGGUGAAGAAGUUUAUGAUGCAGCUGUGUCAGGGUGUGCGCUACUGCCACGCUCAUCGUGUGCUGCAUCGCGACCUCAAGCCGCAGAACUUGCUCAUCGACAAGGACUGCAACCUGAAGCUGGCGGAUUUUGGUCUCGCUCGCGCUUUCGGUGUCCCGUUGCGAACAUACACCCACGAGGUCGUCACGCUAUGGUACCGUUCUCCAGAGAUUCUCCUUGGUGGUCGUCAAUACUCUACUGGUGUUGACAUGUGGUCUGUUGGCUGCAUCUUCGCCGAGAUGUGCACGCGCAAGCCUCUGUUCCCCGGUGAUUCGGAGAUUGACGAGAUUUUCAAGAUCUUCCGUAUCCUCGGUACACCCAACGAACAGGACUGGCCCGGCGUCACCUCCUUCCCCGAUUUCAAGCCCUCGUUCCCCAAGUGGGGCCGGACAGACGUUGCGAAUAUUGUCACCAAUCUCGACGAGGUUGGCCUUGACCUACUUGAUGCGCUGCUCGUAUACGACCCCGCUGGCCGCAUUUCAGCAAAGCAGACGGUUAUCCAUCCGUACUUUGGUGGUAUGAACGGUGACACACGACACGAAUACAGCAACGGCUACCACUAG
Alternaria atra is the source of this 975-nucleotide messenger RNA. RefSeq lists its product as uncharacterized. Gene Ontology annotation, cellular component: nucleus; cyclin-dependent protein kinase holoenzyme complex; cytoplasm. Gene Ontology annotation, molecular function: ATP binding; cyclin-dependent protein serine/threonine kinase activity; cyclin binding. Lineage: Eukaryota; Fungi; Ascomycota; Dothideomycetes; Pleosporales; Pleosporaceae. The record is from RefSeq and is a predicted model, not a curated record. The transcript is spliced from 4 exons. Bases 1 to 975 code for a protein of 324 amino acids. Gene Ontology annotation, biological process: protein phosphorylation; regulation of G2/M transition of mitotic cell cycle; regulation of gene expression.